AUGAUGGCACAAAAACAGGCGGAGAUGGCACAAGAACAGGCGCCGAUUGCACAAGAACAUGAAACGAUGGCGAAGAAGAUGAUCAAACUAGAAGUCAGCGGCAAAGAGCUUUCUGACCAAAGAAGCAAGGUUAAACAUUUGUUCCGACAAGAAAUGAGAGGGGUGAUGCAGCCUCCGGUGAAGGGAAAUGAUGGAGGUGGAAGAAAGGGGUGUGUGGAGCAUGGAACGGGAGACCCACACUCACCGGAACCAGAAACAACAAUGUCUCUCCUCUUCUCCCACAACCCAUCACUUCUCUUCGAGAACUCGGCCACCACCACCACGGCUACUUCUUCCAUGCUCCACUACUCUCCCCCUAUAUCUCUAUCUUUUUCAAUCCGCCAAAAAAGAAUCAAAUCGGCAUUCACUCGGUUCUCCUCAAACAAUCCCCCAACAACCCCUGAAUGGAACGCCACUGACCAGACUGUCAACGACGACGAAGAAUCAGACGGGUCGCAGCUACCCACGGUCACAGAUGAAUGGGGAGAGAAAUCUGAGCCGGAAAAUGAACCACCGACGAGAUUGUCAACCUCAGAUCCUCCCCAAGAUGAAGACGAGUGGGGAACCGGUGCUAUAGAGCAACCGGAGGAAGAAAUUUCUAUUGCCGGCAACGGCAGUCAAACUCUAGAAGUGACUGCAGCUGAGGAUAAUGGUAAAAUUGAAGAGCUGAAGAGGUGUUUGGUUGACAGUGUUUACGGGACUGGUCUCGGAUUCCGUGCGUCGACGGAGGAACGGGCGGAGAUUAUGGAGUUGGUGACUCAAUUAGAAGCGAUUAAUCCGACGCCGGCGCCUACUGAAGCGGUGGAGCUUCUUGAUGGUAACUGGAUUUUGCUGUACACUGCAUUUUCUGAGCUACUGCCACUUCUGGCUGUGGGCACAACUCCAUUGUUGAAGGUUGACAAGAUUUGUCAAGAAAUCUCUACCACCACACUUACCAUUGAUAAUUCCAUCACAUUCUCCACCCCUUUUGCUACUUUCACAUCCACUGCAUCUGCAAACUUUGAAGUCAGAAGUCCCUCAAGAAUCCAGGUACAAUUUAAGGAAGGGAGUUUUCAGCCUCCAAAGAUAAAGUCAAAUCAAUCUCUGAACCCUUUGCAAGAGGCUGUGGCAAGUUUAGCAGGUGCCAUUUCAGGUCAAGCUCCUCUUAAGAUUCCAAUCCCAGAGGUGAUGGUGGCCUCUUUGUUCUUGCUAAAGAAGGAAGUCCUCUUUUGGAUUAAUUAUCAGAUUCAGGGUGUAAUUGUUGCAGAAAUUGAAGCUUUUAUGAAUGAAUCUAAGGAGGAGCCAGAUACAGACUCAUCUCAUCUGAGUAAUCGUAAUCGCUUCGUGGAAUGUUUGUUGGGUCAAUUCUUUCUUCGAAUCCCUAUAUCCACCUUCAUCAUCUGUAAUCUGUAUAGAUCUGUUUGCCAUGAAAUUUUAGAUUGUUUUUCAAACACGACGGAAAUGAGCAGUGACAAGGAGGCCGUGAAACUGGACGACGAACAACUGGGAGAGCUCCGGGAAAUAUUCCGAUCGUUUGACAGAAACAACGACGGCAGCCUCACACAACUCGAAUUGGGUUCGUUGUUACGAUCGUUAGGUCUUACACCAAGCCCUGACCAGCUCGAUGCAUUAAUACAGAAAGCCGAUACCAACAGCAACGGUUUGGUGGAGUUCUCGGAGUUCGUAGCGCUGGUGGCGCCGGAGCUUCUUCCGGCGAAGUCUCCCUACACAGACGACCAAAUGAAGCAGUUGUUUAAGAUGUUUGAUCGCGACGGCAACGGGUAUAUCACGGCGGCAGAGCUGGCUCACUCUAUGGCGAAGCUGGGACAUGCGUUGACGGCGGAGGAGCUGACGGGGAUGAUCAAAGAGGCGGAUACUGACGGCGAUGGACGGAUCAACUUCCAGGAGUUCUCUCGGGCAAUCACUUCAGCCGCUUUUGAUAAUUCUUUUUCCUGA
This is a messenger RNA of Lactuca saligna, 1974 nucleotides long. The record is from the annotation of a GenBank genome assembly. NCBI's taxonomy places the organism in Eukaryota, Viridiplantae, Streptophyta, Magnoliopsida, Asterales, Asteraceae.